Molecule: messenger RNA, 3363 nt
Organism: Colletes gigas
Lineage: Eukaryota; Metazoa; Arthropoda; Insecta; Hymenoptera; Colletidae
Gene: crp
Product: helix-loop-helix protein 11
Exons: 6
Coding region: 1255-2862 (535 amino acids)
Biological process (GO): regulation of transcription by RNA polymerase II
Cellular component (GO): nucleus
Molecular function (GO): RNA polymerase II cis-regulatory region sequence-specific DNA binding; DNA-binding transcription factor activity, RNA polymerase II-specific; protein dimerization activity
Source: RefSeq, a predicted model, not a curated record
CCAGCUGGCAGAUGUUUCCCGCGCGGCCGCACCAUUCCUCUAGCGUAAACCUACGCGACGCGAAAGUAGUUCCUCCUAGCGCGUUAAAUAUUUCUAACAAUAGCUCGCCGAGGAGACAGCUAGGUGUAGUAGCUAUUUGCCACAAAGCGACGGAUAGUCUCCGUACAACUACCUGCAGUAAACUGUGGAAACUCUGCGUGAAACCGAAGAUGAGCUGGUGUGGGAUUGGUCCAAAGAGAGUCGUUGUCCAGGGCAGAGUACGAUGUACCGUUCACCCUAACCGUGUCCACUAAAUUUUUCGCGAGUGUCUCGAAAAUGGUUCUCGAGCAUCCAACGCCGUGAAUACCCCUGUGCAUGUCGCGUCCGUGUGUCAGCAAAUGAUAUUGUUGUCAUUGUGUAUUCUUGUCGUACAAGAUUAACGGCUACCGUAGUUCAUCGUUCGCUCUCGACCGUACAUUCGUUUGGAUACUAUUCGUCGCUGCAGUGCCGCGAAGUGCUAUUCGAAUCGUCGAAGUGUUGCGGGCGACGAAGUUUAGUAUGUGCCGCCACGUGAUUGAUUCGUCGACGCGUAUACGUAAAACGAUUUUUCGCGUCACGACCAAGUUCAUUGGACGAUCAAUGUGAAAUGUCGUAUCGUUUUACGCGAUACUUGGUCUACGGUCCCUCGCAUUUUACCGACAGCUAUUCGCACGGUGAAAUUCGAAAACGUUGUCGAGUCUGUGGCAUCCGCGUGUUCGCACAUUUAAAUCAACGAUCACGUUGAACUCGUGCGAUCGAUCGAAAGUGCGCCAUAUACGUAAUAAAAAUAAGUCGCGUGUUACGGGUCGGACAGAUCUCGGGAGAAAUAUUUGGGUAAAAUCGAAGGGUGCCGCGUAGAUAAGACGGAAAUAAAAGGGGCUCUCGAUGUACCAUCGGUGGUGACGGACCUGAAGCCGGUGGCGGAGUGAUUCGUGGUACGCGGUGGGGGCCCUCAGCUGUUUCCCGCCAAAGAUCGCCAUUACAAAACGCGUUCGGGCGUUGUGUGUGCGCCGCGCGGAGUGGCUGUCCCGUGGACGAAUCUCGGUGCGUGCCACCGCGGUAUAAAAAAUUAAUUACGAGUUCCGGAGAAUUUGUGUUGCAAGGGCGUGAGGUGUGCGCGUUGUUUUUUCGGUGGAGUGUGCGAGAGGCCCGUCGUCUUUUUCGCUGCCGCGACGACGGCUGCUGGGACGUGCGGAAUCGCGCGGCGGGAUUCCUAGUGCUACGGACCAACGAGAUAUGUCAGUGUUUGGUAGUGAGGAUCGAAUUUUACUCGAGGAAAUCGUCGAAGUCGCCGAGGAACAGGAAACGAAGUUUUGCGGAAUCAUCGGAAACGUAGAGGAGAGCUCGGUGACCACGAGCGUGACGGUCGCCGAGGUUGCUGAUUCGCAAGAGCAACAGCAACCGCAAUCGAAGACCAACGGCGCAAUAUCUCGCCGUGUUGCUGAUCAGAACGUUGCUCUGAGCAACGGGAACAGUACCAGCAACGUUGCUUGCGUUACGCCGCGAAGCCACAUGGAGCAAGAGAAGAGAAUGCGGCGAGAAAUCGCCAACAGUAACGAACGACGUCGGAUGCAAAGUAUUAACGCCGGUUUCCAGUCGCUUAGGACGUUGCUGCCCCAUCACGAAGGCGAGAAACUGUCCAAGGCUGCGAUACUUCAACAGACUGCCGAGUACAUAUACCAGCUGGAGCAAGAGAAAACACAGCUGCUAUCACAAAACUGUCAAUUGAAGCGAUUGGUGAACCAGCACGAGGGUGGCGAUGUUCCAAUUAAGAAACGCAAACCGGAUAAUCAGGGAGGAGUGGUCGUUAGUCUACCGAUGCACGUUAGCGAGAGUGGUGACGAGGGAUUGGGCAGCAUGUCUCCCGAACCCUUGUCAGUAAUAACGGUGACCACAGAGGGACACUCGGUGGUCAACAGCGAGGUGGUAGAGCUCAGACGACAGUUGGAAAGGGAACGUCACACGAGGUUGCAUCUAGAGAAGCAGAUGAGAGCUAUACAAAGUCAACUUUACCCGGAAAGAUUCCGGGACAGUCAACUGAUUACUUAUCAGCCACACGAGGUGAUCGAACACACGGACAACGUGAUCGCUCAGGAGACCGAGGAAGCAGUCGCCGCGCUCCAGGUAGUCUCAGUGGUGUCUCUGCCACCGGUCGGUUCGACGCAAACCGUGGAAACGUCUAGUCCGGAACCGAGUUCGCCGCCUUUGUCGCCGCAGCCGGCCGACAUGGUGCCGGAGGACAUCAAGGAGGAGGUAAUGUGCCCAGGAAGCCCGAAGAUCGUCGCGUUUACCCAGAAUCAGGCGUUCACUGCCAUCGAGGAGCAAACUACCGCCGAUUCGUUCUCUUCGUCGAGUCGCGUCACGUAUGCUUCGAGUACAGGAGAAUUCAAAAACUCGUCGCCCCAGUACAUCACCGCGAGCCCGAGCAGGCCGUUCUCGCCGGUUGCCGAACCCCAACGGCUACCCAGUGUCCUGGAGGCGGCGAUAAAAGCGGAACCGAAGGUCGAAGUCGAGAGGUUGCCGUCGCCGUCGAACUCGCUCGACGACGGCACACCGCAGGCGAGGUUGUAUCUGGCGAACACCUCGCGGCAGAAUCUGGAGACGAUCGUCGAGGCGAUACGUCACCUCGAGGGUGACCAUUUGUUCAGCGACGAGCCGGCGCAGGACGUGCCGUUGGCGUUGACCAACAAACAAACCGCGAGCCCGACGACGGCCAAGUCGUCCACGUCAACGUCCGCGCCGACGACGGCGAAGCAACGGCUACUGCAGGCCGAGUUCCUCCAGUUUCACAGACAGCAGCAGACCCAGCAGCGACCGGGCGUGAUCGUGGUGAAGCACUCGUGAUCGAAAGGAGCCCCGCGAUCGAUGAACUGAAUGCGCAUGCCGGCUGGCUUCCGCUCGGGAACGAACUACUAACCCUCCCGCGACGCGUCCCAGACAAGAGGAACACGCGACAACCACCACCGUGUGUUAUCCCCCGAGUGUGCACACCGGCGCAGUUACGAAACGGUUCCAAAUCUUGGACGCUCGAGCCGCGGAGGCAACAAUCGCGUAUCCUCGAAAAAUCGACGCUCGGGAAGGCGUCCUUUGCGUUCGGCGUUCAUCACCGACCGAACGGACCUCCGACGAGUCUGGGUCCGGUGUUUUCGUAUGUUCCUACUGCCCGUCGUCCGCCUUCGUUUCGACCGUUGUCCGAUCCGUGUUCGCGAUGCGCGCCAACAAAUUUAAACAAAAAUAAAAAAACAAAAAAAAAAAAAGAAAUUGAAAAAAAAAAAGACAAAAAUAAACCUGUUGUUGUUUCCGUUCGAUGAACGAUCGACGGGAUCGAGUAUCGGUCGGCGAGUC